GUGCUCGAUCAUCUUUAACCAUAGCCCGCAGAGUUUUCCCCAUGAUGGGGCGAAAAUUUCGUUUAUAAUCUCUCAGCUGUCUGGUCGUGCCCUCGACUGGGCAGAAGCCAGGUUUACCUCUCCCUCGAGCUACGGUUGCACUUUUGAUGAGUUCCUUAAAGAAUUUAAACAAACCUUUAAUAGAGACCCUGAUAAAGCGGCGGAUUCGAGAGACUUGUUUAAGAUGCGUCAAGGACAGAAAACGGUAGCGGACUUCGCUAUCGACUUCCGAAUCAAAGCUGCCGCUUCAGAUUGGAACCCCUCCGCCCUAAAGGGGGCCUAUUUUAACGCCCUUAAUGAAUCGAUCAAAGACGAAUUGGCAGUUCUAGACGAACCCGACAGCCUUGACGAACUCAUAAGUUUAACAAUCCGACUCGACAAUCGAAUUCGAGCUAGAACCCGGGGAGGGGACCAGCAGGGUCGUCUAGUAAGAACCAUGAUGUUGGGCAGAUCAAUUAAUCCCGCAGCUUCUCCCCCGGAUACAUCAGAACCAGAACCCAUGCAGGUUGGCCACACGCGCCUCACGCCCGAAGAAAGACAGAGACGUGUCAAGUCAAAACUCUGUAUUUACUGUGGAGAGUCCGGGCAUUUCGUCGCUAACUGCCCAGUGCGGGGAAACGCCGGGGUCCGCCGUUAGAAGCGAGGGAGCUGGCGGACCAUUUAAUUAAAGAAAACAAUCCUCGUCUACUGUUACCGGCUGCAUUGCUGGUUAAUAAUCAGACCGUUACGCUAUCCACCAUGAUCGACUCAGGCUGUGAACUGAGUCUGAUCGAUUCGAGUUUAGUCAAGCAAAUGGCCAUAGAAACAAUCCAGCUCCCCACUCCACUCCGGGUUUCCGCGUUGGACGGCAAGUCACUACCACAGAUAAUUCAUCAAACUAAACCAUUGAACUUGCUUGUCUCCGGCAAUCACAGAGAAACAAUCUCGUUUUACGUUUUCCCUGCGGCCAGCUCACCAAUUGUUCUGGGUUUCGACUGGUUGCUAACUCACAACCCACAAAUCAACUGGACAGAGAGAAAGAUCGAGUCUUGGUCUGUAAACUGUCAUUCUACCUGUCUCCUCUCAGCCAUCCCCCCAGGUCAUCCACCAGCAAAUCCGCAGGAAGCGGAUCCACCAGAUCUCUCCUCCAUCCCGGCAGAUUACCACGACCUGGCCCCGGUAUUCAGUAAGUCAAAGGCACUUUCACUACCUCCUCACCGACCGUAUGAUUGCGCCAUUGAGCUCCUCCCAGGGGCGCCUUUGCCCAAUAGUCAGUUAUACAACAUCUCCCGACCUGAAAGAGAGACAUUAGAGAGGUACAUAAAAGAGUCUCUAGAAGCCGGCAUCAUUCGCCCCUCCUCAUCACCAUUAGGUGCCGGUUUCUUCUUUGUGGGGAAAAAGGACGGGACCCUCCGUCCAUGUAUUGAUUUUCGAGGGCUCAACCAUAUAACUGUUAAGAACAAGUAUCCUCUUCCCCUCCUGUCAUCGGCUUUUGAGCCAGUUCACGGAGCCACUGUGUUUACUAAAUUAGACCUAAGGAAUGCAUAUCAUCUCCUCCGCAUACGUGAGGGAGAUGAGUGGAAAACGGCAUUUAAGACCCCCUUAGGUCAGUUUGAGUACCUGGUCAUGCCUUUCGUCCUGUCCAACGCUCCUGCUUAUUUUCAGGCUCUCAUUAACGACGUCCUCAGAGAUUUUUUGAACGUUUUCGUCUUUGUGUACUUAGACGACAUCCUGAUCUAUUCCAGAAAUCUUCUGGAACACAAGAAACACGUCCGUCUCGUUCUCCAGCGCCUCCUAGAGAACAAGCUCUUUGUAAAAGCCGAGAAAUGCGAGUUCCAUAAAUCCUCUGUCACUUUCUUAGGCUAUAUUCUCGAGGGCGGGCAGGUAAAACCCACUGAGGGGAAGAUCAAAGCAGUACUGGAAAGGCCCACCCCUGUGACCCGGAGACAGUUGCAGAGGUUCCUGGGUUUUGCCAAUUUCUAUCGCAGAUUCAUAAGAAAUUACAGUCAGGUCGCUCAACCACUAACAGCCCUUACUUCCGUCAAGACUCAUUUCACCUGGACUCCUGAAGCAGAUGCAGCUUUCAAUCAUCUUAAAUCAAUGUUCGCCAAUGCACCCAUCCUGAUUCAACCAGAUCCAGCAAAACAGUUUAUAUUGGAAGUGGACGCAUCAGAUUCUGGCGUUGGGGCUGUUCUCUCACAAUUCUCAGAUCUGGACCAUAAAACUCAUCCCUGUGCUUUUUUUUUCCCGCAGAUUGUCCUCUGCGGAAAGAAACUAUGAUGUUGGUGACCGGGAGCUGCUGGCCAUUAAGUUGGCUCUCGAGGAGUGGCGGCACUGGUUAGAGGGCGCUGCCCAUCCAGUUUUGGUCUGGACAGAUCAUAAGAACCUCGCAUACAUCCAGGCUGCUAAGAGACUCAAUCCCCGCCAGUCCCGUUGGUCCCUGUUCUUUUCACGCUUUAACCUGUCAGUCUCCUACCGUCCUGGUGCUCACAAUACUAAGCCAGAUGCAUUAUCUAGGUUGUACUCCGUAAAUGAUGCUGAAAAGACUCCGGUCACCAUCCUCCCUCCUAGCUGUACCAUAGCCUCGGUUACCUGGGAGAUAGAGGACCUUAUUCGGCGGGCUCAGGAGUUUGAGCCUGACCCGGGUACCGGUCCAGCCAAUAAGAUCUAUGUUCCCACUACAGUCAGAAGUCGUUUUAUCAACUGGAUGCAUACCGCCAAAUUCUCAGCUCACCCCGGGAUUAGUCGGACCAUUGCGCUAAUUUCCCGUAGGUUUUGGUGGCCGUCUGUCCAUAAGGAUGUAAAGGAGUACGUCCUAGCCUGUCCGGUCUGCGCUCGAAACAAGUCAUCCCAUUUACCACCAUCCGGUCUUUUGCACCAACUGCCUAUCCCAAAGCGUCCCUGGUCACACAUUGCCCUCGAUUUCAUUACCGGACUGCCUAAUUCGAAGGGUAUGACCACCAUUUGCACCAUCGUUGACCGUUUCUCGAAGUCGUGUCAUUUAGUUCCGUUAAAGAAACUUCCAUCGGCCUUUCAGACCGCACAGCUCCUGGUGAGACAUGUCUUCCGUCUUCAUGGCAUUCCACAAGAUAUCUUGUCUGAUCGAGGCCCGCAGUUUACCGCUCAAGUCUGGAAGCAGUUCUGUACUGCGCUAAAUGCUAAGGUUUCUUUGACUUCAGGUUAUCAUCCUCAGUCGAACGGACAGACGGAACGCCUGAAUCAGGAACUGGAAUCCACUCUCCGAUGCCUCUCUUCGACUAAUCCUCUGGACUGGAGCAAGUACCUCACAUGGGUGGAGUAUGCACAUAAUUCGCACAUUUCUGCCGCCACUGGUCUCUCUCCUUUUGAGAUCUCGUUAGGUUACCAACCUCCACUGUUCCCCGCUGACGAAAAGGACAUCUCAGUCACCUCGGUCCAACAUCAUGUUCGCCGCUGUCGAAACAUCUGGAACCAGGCAGUUUCCGCACUAAAUCGGACAGCUCAACAGAACCGUCAUUUUGCGGAUCAGAGGAGGAGACCUGCUCCACUGUACACUCCCGGACAGAGGGUUUGGUUGGCCACCAAAGACAUUUCAUUGAAGGCCAUGUCGAAGAAACUGUCCCCUCGUUUCAUUGGCCCCUAUGUUAUAGAAAAGAUUAUCAACCCAUCUGCUGUCCGCCUCCGUCUGCCUGCCU
This is a messenger RNA of Poecilia latipinna (sailfin molly), 3692 nucleotides long. RefSeq names its product leucine rich repeat and fibronectin type III domain containing 4b (gene lrfn4b). The coding region runs from base 778 to 2298 and encodes 506 amino acids. Lineage: Eukaryota; Metazoa; Chordata; Actinopteri; Cyprinodontiformes; Poeciliidae. The record is from RefSeq and is a predicted model, not a curated record. The transcript has a single exon.